This is a messenger RNA of Trachymyrmex septentrionalis, 2526 nucleotides long. It is a transcript of the gene Sce, whose product is annotated as E3 ubiquitin-protein ligase RING1. The coding region runs from base 296 to 2149 and encodes 617 amino acids. Gene Ontology annotation, cellular component: ubiquitin ligase complex; PcG protein complex. Lineage: Eukaryota; Metazoa; Arthropoda; Insecta; Hymenoptera; Formicidae. Gene Ontology annotation, molecular function: chromatin binding; ubiquitin protein ligase activity. The transcript is spliced from 6 exons. The record is from RefSeq and is a predicted model, not a curated record.
CAUCCUAAAAUCUAGCUGAUUCCAGAAGCAGCGUAAAGCGUCAGAAUUAUCAGAACGUAAUUGGAACGUGAUCAAAUGUGGUUUCUGGUGGUUGCGUAAAUAAAGUGGUGAUUCCAUUGAGUCUUACAAAUAAUAACGCUCAAACAAAACGCUGUUAAUUCGCUAUACAUUCGCACAAGUCUGUCGUCCGCUGUCCACGGAUACAUACAUCAGACGGAUUGCUUGAUCGGGCCAAUCGGUCCGAGUACUGCGUCAUUUAUUUUACGCAAAGUCAGCAUUGAAAUUUUAAAAUAAAAUGGUCAAAAUAACAAGUGGAACUUGGAAAUGUGUCAUCCCACAUUGUAAAUCUCGUGCUAGAGCUCCCGGUCAUUAUUUUCCGAAAGAUACAGAAUUAAGGAAAAAAUGGAUAAAAGCAAUAUCUAUGUCGCAUGUACCUGACGAAAAAAUUAAAAAAUGUAGAAUUUGCCAUUUACAUUUUGACGAAAGUUCGUAUAUUAUUAAUUUACAACGUAGACGGUUGAAAAUUGAUGCUAUUCCAAAUCGGAAUUUGUCAACUGGAAAUGAAACAGAUGAUUCUCAGUCUAGUGCAAGUACAGUUCCAGAAGAAGAAGAAGAAGAAGAAAAAGAAGAAAAAGAAGAAGACGAAGAAAUGGACGAUGUGACUGAAACAGUUGCAACACAAUCUUUUCUCGAUGUUUAUAAAUCUUAUAUAAGGACAGUGAAUUUUCUUGAAAAAGAAAAAGCUAUUUUGAAAAACAAUGUAGAUAUUGAAGAAGAGACACAACAAGAAACACAGCCAGAGAUUUUAAGGAUAGUUGAAGAAGAAAAAACUAUUUUGGAAAAUAAUGUAGAUAUUGAAGAAGGGACACAACGAGAAAUACAGCCAGAGAUUGUAAGGACAGUUGAAGAAGAAAAAGCUAUUUUGGAAAACAAUGUAGAUAUUGAAGAAGGGACACAACAAGAAACACAGUCAUGUAACAAUGUAAAUAUUGAAGAAGGGACACAACAAGAAACACAGCCAGAGAUUGUCGGCCUCAACAAAACAUGGGAAUUAUCGCUUUACGAAUUACAUCGCACUCCGCAAGACGCGAUCACCGACAACACAGAGAUUGCGGUCAGUCCGCGGAGUUUGCACAGCGAGCUCAUGUGCCCCAUUUGCUUGGAUAUGUUGAAGAAGACUAUGACUACCAAGGAGUGCCUCCACCGUUUUUGUUCCGACUGUAUUAUCACAGCUUUACGAAGCGGUAACAAAGAAUGUCCUACAUGCAGGAAGAAAUUGGUUUCUAAAAGAUCUCUCAGACCAGAUCCAAACUUCGAUUUGCUAAUCUCAAAAAUCUAUCCUAGCAGAGACGAAUAUGAGGCUCAUCAGGAACGAGUUUUGGCUAAACUGAAUAAGUCACAUUCACAAGCUGCACUUGUUAACUCUAUUACAGAAGGUAUUAAAUUACAAAGUCAGAAUCGUCCACAGCGUUCCAGAAAGAAUGCCAACGAAUCUGAAAAUGCAAGCAAUGCAACGUCUUAUAACAAUACACCAAAUAUUAGUGCACCUACAACACCAAAUCCAUCUACAAAUAUAGCAAAUCAAAGUGAUUCCUCUCAAAGUGCAACAGGACCUUUAAAUAGUGGAGGAACAACAUCUAGAAACUCUACCACACCAUCACCAAAUCCUGCAAAUCAAAUCUCAAAACCAUCAAAACGACAGAAAAGUCUACAAAAUUCUGAGAAUGAUUCUUCUAGUGCAGAAGCCGAGACUGGCGGUGGUGAUUCUAUGGUUGACACAGAAGGUGAAGGUCCUAGCGAACCAUUGAUGCUUAACGAAAUUGAACUUGUUUUUAAACCACAUCCUACAGAAAUGGCAGGUGAUAAUUCUUUAAUAAAAGCAUUGAAAGAGAACAGUAUUCGCUAUAUAAAAACAACAGCAAAUGCCACAGUGGACCAUUUAAGUAAAUAUCUAGCAAUGCGUUUAACGUUGGAUUUGGAUACUGAAUUAUCAGAAUCAGAUAGGCUGUUAAAUUUUUGUAUUUAUAUCGCACCUUCACCUGGGCAGCUUGUAGUAUUAAGUGGCUCACAAACGUUACGACAAGUGAACGACAAAUUCUGGCGUGUCAAUCGACCUUUGGAAAUGUAUUACUCAUGGAAGAAGACCUAGGGAAGGCCUCAAAAAUAUCUAUCAGACGGGAGCUAAUUGCGUCAUGUUUUGAAGAAAGGAAUGAAUUGUCAUUCAUAUUAUAUGGAAUACAGUAGAAUAUAUCAAAUAUGAACAAUACAUAUUGUUGUAUUGUACUGUAUUCAAUUUGAUUCAAUAUUAAGGUAAUAUUUAUAAAAUCAUCGACAAUGAUGCAAUUUUUACAUCUUUAAAGCUGGUUGCCAGUAAUGGUUCCAUUAAUAUAAGAAUUAAUAAGGCAACUAAAACCUUAUUAAACUGUGUGAUUUUAACGACAUUAUACAUCCCGAAUUGCAAUUACCAUUUCACACUAUACAAAAUAAUAUCUACAAAAAAGUUUUAUAAAAGAUAUAUAUGUUACA